GCGUAUUGAAACUUCGGAGCCAUCUAAGAUAAUAUGGCGACUUCCAUGAACGCAUCCUAGUUUUUGAAACAUUCAUAAUCUUUCUUGUAGUAUUACGUUAUGAAAUAGGCCACUGUAUACAAUAUUUACUAAAAUUCUGGAUCGUAUGACCAUAAAUAUAACAUACAUGGUCUUCGUAACGCUUAUUUGGUAAUUGCAAUGCAGAUUACAAACAAACAUGUCAGGAUGAAAGUCAUUACAGUCAAGUAUAUCCUUGGCUAUAAUUGGCAAGGUGAAGGUCCGUGAAGCUUCGUAUUGUAAAACUGCUGCCUCAGUUCUUGGUAUACAUCAUUAGGAGUAUCUGGACUAGGAAGGCAAGGGUCAACACAGUGAUUCACUAUCAAGAAAGCACAAAGGAAAUUCGAACGAGUUCGGCGGAAUGGCGGACGAGUGUGUGUGGGAGCCGAGGGGCGAGCGCGACGAACCGCUGGCUGUCAGUGAACGCGAGGGUGAACAGGCGUCCCUCGGCGCGUCGCGCGCCGGCGACGACACUGUGGACUCCAACGACGUAUCAGUCGGAGAGGAAGCCAUGGAGGAGGAGCCAGUCGCGGAGGAGGAGCCAGCCGCGAAGGAUGAGUCGGCCGUAAAGGAGGAGCCGGUCAUAAAGGAGGAGCCGGCCUCGAAGGAGGAGUCAGCCGCGAAGGAGGAGUCGGCCGUGGAGGAGGAGCCGGUCAUAAAGGAGGAGCCAUCCGUAAAGGAGGAGCUGGCCUCGAAGGAGGAGUCUGCCGCAAAGGAGGAGCUGGCCUCGAAGGAGGAGUCGGCCGUGGAGGAGGAGCCAUCCGUAAAGGAGGAGCUGGCAUCGAAGGAGGAGUCUGCCGCAAAGGAGGAGUCGGCCGCGAAGGAGGAGUCGGCCGUGGAGGAGGAGCCAUCCGUAAAGGAGUCGCCGUCCGUAAAGGAGGAGCUGGCAUCGAAGGAGGAGCAGGCGGUCGCGCGGCCCAAGUUCCUCGAGGUGUCGCGUACGUUCCUCGCCGACGGCGCCACCUGGGAGCGGCUGCGGCUGCGGCUCGGCCGCGCGACGCGGGUCGGCGACGCCGUCGUCGUGACAACGACGUGCUACGACACGGCGUCACGCGAGCUCGCGCGCCGCGGCUGCUGCCUGCGCCAGCGCGGCGGCCACUGGUCGCUGACGUGCCCCGCGUGCGGCGGCGGCGACGGCGACGACGGCGACACGCUGCAGCUGUUCUGCAAGGAGUCGCACAUCCUCGAGCAGCUUGCCGCGGCCGGCGUCGCCGGCGUCUCGGAGAAGGAUCUGCAGCUGGAGGGCAUCGAGGCGUCGCUGCGCGAGGUGUCGCGCGCGGACGAGACGAGCGAGACGUAUCGGCUCGACGAUGGCUUCCUUGUGAGGCUGAUGACGACCGGCGGGAGCAGGCACGCGGUUGCCGAGGUGCAGAGGAUUGCCGUCGAUGCAUCGCGACUGCCUCAUGCGCUCACCCGAAUUGACGAAUUGGCGAAUAACUUAGGUCUGCGGGACUGGUGCACGGCAGCGCUGGAUGAGGUGGAAGCGUGAAGUGCAGAAGACAAGAGUCUUCUAGUGGGAAGUGGUGUCGCACUGCGACAUCAGUGAAGAACAAUCAAGACUUCUGCAUAGGACAAGCGGCGGUCCAACUGUAGUUUUUUCCACACGUCUCACUAAGUUUUCUUUUAGCCUGUUCGGUGUUGCACAUUAGCAUAUAUUCGAGCUUACUAGAGAGAGUUGGUAAGCGUCCUUUUGCGUCAGAUGCCGUUGAAGCAAAACGUUGGCACAAGAUGCAAAGGAAAAUGUAGACACGGUCACAGUUGUAAACAGUGUAUAUGUCUCGAAACAGCUACGGCCAGUUUACUCGUUUUACGCUGUGUGUAUUUUUUUAAAUUCUGAACAGUGAUUUCUUUCGAAUCGCAUACACCAAAGAGUAGAGUGCAAUAUAGCAAUCCAACACUUUUCAUUUUAUUUGUGUUCCAAACAGAUUAUGAUGUGGCUUCGGGUGUAUAUCCCUAUGUAUUCGCUGCAUUGCUUUGCGCUCGUACCUUCCAAGCCUCGGCAAUGAAAGACUUCCCGAGUCAGUAUUGCUUGAUAAUCACUUCAUCGCAGUUUCGAUUUAAUAUUGACGUAGCCAUAUCAUGUUUCUUUGUCGAACAAAGAAAUAUGGCUCCGUAUGCCAAUAAAACAGAGUCAUCAUGGAAGACAACGCACGGCAGGAAUGGUAUUGCCAAAUUUGAGUAAAUUAGUUCAUCCAGUCCCGGUGUCAGAUGUCAUAGUGUCCACGUCUCUCCCCUUGGUUGCUAUCGAGCGUUGUGUAGCGAUCAUAGCUUUAUUACGUAGCGUCUCCAUUUUAUACGUUAAUAUAUAUUCUUCCGGUGGCAUGCAUCUUAAGCGGAUGUAAGUUAUAAUGCUGCCGUUGUUUUGUACCGGCUGAUGUUAAUCCUGACUGAUGUCAUUCCGCGUUGUUUUCAGUCGAUGUUAAGGAAAUAAACCCGCGGGCCCUUUCGGCUAUGCCCAUAGAAUGUUCGAGCUUUAGAGUACGUCGAAGCCAUCACUUGUCAUUAUUAGUGUAGGCUCGUAAUUUAGUGGUGAGCAGGACAGUGGCAUGGUUUGUAUGCAAACUGGUUAGCUUGCACACCGUGAACACAACAGCUGCCACCGGUAACGCACUUUCUGCGCCAUUUGCAGUAUUCUAGUUGCAGUAUUAUUUUGCACAUGUAGGUAGCUUUGUAAUCUGUAUAUGUACUUAAAUUUUUACUCGAGGUUAGUGAAUGAUUCGCUAAUACAAGAGCACGUAACUUGUAGGAA
Messenger RNA from Priapulus caudatus, 2806 nucleotides. Its product is annotated as serine-aspartate repeat-containing protein I-like. The coding region runs from base 419 to 1546 and encodes 375 amino acids. The record is from RefSeq and is a predicted model, not a curated record. Lineage: Eukaryota; Metazoa; Priapulida; Priapulimorpha; Priapulimorphida; Priapulidae. The transcript has 7 exons.